GAGUKAUUUUAAAAAUGGAUUCCGUGAUUGCAUGAACUUCUUUCAUUGACYCGAGAAGUCCUUAAUUAUUGCCACUUUCUUAACUUCAAGGCUUCAAAAGGAUGGAUAAACAUUAUUCUCCAAACACAUGGCGAUGAAUCUGACGCUUGGUUCACGAACUUUACUGCUAUUUUGGUGAAAUAUCAAUCUUUUUAUCCAGAAUUCUUCCSACAUGGAUUUGGAAAGCUUUUGUUUCGAACAUCGCCUCAACUGAAUGAAAUUCCUAAUUUCAUCAUAUCAUCGUGUCUUUAUUCGAAGCAUGUUCGUUCAUUACUUUUCAGAGUAUGGGUUCUUGUAGCAUAACUUACAAUUGGAUGACUAGACCCUUGCGAUAGUUUUGUAAACAAUAAAAAUCAGCUGACUACACCAGAAGUCAUAAAGAAGACAAAGAGAUGCUGAGAUCUUCAAGUGUUUAUGUUGUGAUAUUGUUUUGGACAAUUGUAUUUAUUGUGAACGCUGUGCUUAAGAAUUACAGACGAUACUCGCGCAGAUACAAACAGUUCUUAGAGGACAAUGGGGUCUCUCUGUCAACAUUUCAAAUUCGCUGGUAUACAACACGAUAUAAUCGUGCGUUUAUCAAGAUAGGACGAUAUAGCCCAUUCUUUCUCCAUAUAUGGUUGACACUGGGCGUAUGGGUGGGUGUGUUUAUGAUGUUUGCGUCAGUAGUGGUACUGAUUAUGACGCUUUAUAAGGCAUUCASCAAGGAAGCACCAGAACAAAUACUGACGCCAGUGAUGCCUGGUGUUAACCUGCCAUGGAGUCAAAUACUGUAUUAUUUGGUAACUCUUGCUGUAAGUGGUAUUUUCCAUGAAGUAGGGCAUGCUAUAGCUGCUGUCAGGGAACAAGUACGUGUAAAUGGUUUUGGUCUGUUCUUUAUGGCRAUAUACCCAGGAGCCUAUGUUGAUCUUCAUACAGAUCAYCUAAAAGUGAUAUCAUCUCUACGACAGCUUAGGAUUUACUGUGCUGGAGUGUGGCAUAAUGUUGUCCUAGUGUUGCUAGGGUUACUGUUUCUAUGGUUACUGCCAUACUUGAUAGUGCCUCUUUAUAAUACUGGCCAGGGUGCUGUUGUCAUGGAUGUUAUCAAGAAUUCGCCGGUUUAUGGCAGCAUAAAACGAGGUGAUACCAUCAUCAGUGUGUAUGGCUGCCAAGUCUACAACAAACAAGACUGGUUGAACUGCAUUUCUAAAACUCUUAGUAAACCACAGCAUGGCUAUUGUAGUGAUAUGAUCACAGUUGCAAGAAAGAAUUCAUCCAUUGGAGGGGUUUAUGUUGAUGGAGUAUUUGACUGUUGCAAGAAUGCAUCUUCUUCAAGAUAUUGUUUCAACUAUAACUCGAUAAGUCAUUCAAAGGGCUAUGCUUGCCUUCCUGCUAGAAGUACAAUGCAAGUUCGAAUGUUUUGUGAUAAGCCUGAAGAUUGUGCUGGUCCAGGGUAUAAAGCUUGUUUACAUCCGUCUCUUGACAACUCUAGUCGACUAUUAAGGAUUAUUAGGAGUAAAGAUUCUGAUGUCUUGUACGUUGGCGACCCGCGUCUUCURCAGUAUACCGUAUUAAUCACGAACUUCAGCCCUAGAAGUCCUCUUCUUCCUCUAGAUCUUCCCAACAUAAUCGAAACGUGGCUAAURUAUCUAGUUUCGUUAUCAGGGGCACUGGCACUCUUGAAUAUGGUCCCUUGUUAUUCUUUGGACGGACAAUGGGCUCUUUUUGCACUAGUUGAUUACUCACUUGUCAAGAUAGUUCCCAGCGAGGACCAAAGAAGUACCCUUUGUAACGUAAUACUGACCCUAGGGACUCUUUUGUUAGUGGCCAACAUCACUCUUGCAUUAUGGACCUUGACAAGCGUGUAACCACUGUUUUUGUAAUUAUAUAUGGUGUAUAAAGAAAUAAAAUAAUUUAUAGCAGGA
Exaiptasia diaphana is the source of this 1940-nucleotide messenger RNA. RefSeq names its product membrane-bound transcription factor site-2 protease. NCBI's taxonomy places the organism in Eukaryota, Metazoa, Cnidaria, Anthozoa, Actiniaria, Aiptasiidae. The record is from RefSeq and is a predicted model, not a curated record. The transcript is spliced from 10 exons. Gene Ontology annotation, cellular component: membrane; cytoplasm. Bases 432 to 1883 code for a protein of 483 amino acids. Gene Ontology annotation, molecular function: protein binding; metalloendopeptidase activity. Gene Ontology annotation, biological process: membrane protein intracellular domain proteolysis; regulation of response to endoplasmic reticulum stress.